Messenger RNA from Pocillopora meandrina, 2740 nucleotides. The record is from the annotation of a GenBank genome assembly. Lineage: Eukaryota; Metazoa; Cnidaria; Anthozoa; Scleractinia; Pocilloporidae.
CAGCUGAGCGGUACUAAGCUAAAACAUACACACGCAUCACAUCGCAUCAUAUCAGCCACUGGAGAAGAGGAGUACCGGUUCUUAGGUCUACAAUGAACUGGACUGAUUUACUGAUAACUACGUUCAUGUUUCUCAAUGUCGCAUUUGACAAGGGUAAGAUCCUUUCAAAUCUCAUUUGAGUCUUUUAGUAGGCGGACAUUUCACUUGCAGGUCACAACAUGUUUUAAGAAAUACUGCAACUCAUGCAUGUCGCUCGGCAAUUUUUUUUUCGGUUUUCCUUUCCCAAUGCUUAUUUUUGAUGCUCAGGACAAUUAUGUCUAGUUUCAAGCGCGUCUGUUUGGAAUCAGAGUCUUAAACGGACUACUUACUGUAUCACGUGCAGACACGUUAAUUGUUUUGAUUCUGCUCAUAUAUAAAAGUGGUUCAUUUUCACUUACUCUAUGCAUGAUGCUCAUGGACUCAUUUAAACUUAUUUAGAUAAGCGACGCAUGAAAACUUGGCGGUACAUUUCGCUUCAUGAAACAGAAACUUAAUUCUAGUUUUCGAGAUGUUUUCAAUCGUACCUUAGUUUCCAAUAUUCGAAUUUGCAAGUAAAAGUUGAAAAUCGACGGAAAACGCAGGAAUAACUGAACUGAAUAAAACUAGGAACUAAAGCGGUGAGUUGAAAAGAAAGUACCAUAACUGCUCUAAUAGCAGAGAGGUGACAUUUUACAAGCUUAUUUUCAACCACCGGCCUUUCUCAGUUUGCUUUAAACAUUUCUUUAGCGAGCAUUUAUUUUGUAAAGCCCUCUUCGCCCACUUGCAGCCACUCAAAUUUGUUAUAUUGCAUUAAGCGGUUUGUUGCUAUUUUUCCUAAUUAGUCACGAAAUUCAAAUGAUGCUUAAUUAUCGGAAGCCGGCCUUGACAUGCAGUUGUUCUGCGGUUGAAUUUUUACGCGAUACAUUCACAUAAUUAUCUUCAUUCCGGAUCCUUUCGGAAAUAAUUUGCUCGAUCGUUCGUCUUCGACUCUAUUGUUUGAUCGUUCGGUGAAUGUUCUUCGUUUCCCGGCUCAGUUUUUUUUUCACCUUGCUCUCUCAUUUCAUUACUGGUUCAUCGAUUGAUUCUUCUUUUAAAAAUAGAUUGUGUAUUUUUCUUUUUGUUUCGUCCAUAAUUUUGUCUGUUUGUUUUUCCUUUAUUCUUCAAUAACAUUUUUCACUUUAUUACUUGUAGCGGAUGCAGCUCUCUCAUUCAAAGAUCAGUGUGUGAAGUGGCAUAAUGAAUAUCGCAGUAGGCACCAGGUAAUUUAUUAUAAGCCUGUAUUUAAAAACUUAAGCUGCAAACAAAGUGAAACAGCUCGAAAGAGAAACUUCAAGCUCUCUUUGCCGAAGCUUGACAGCCGCUUUCUUUUGAACCACUUGCAGAUUUUUGUCAAGACAAUUAGAUUAUUGGGUGUCUAUUUCUAUGGGUGUCUAUUUCUAUGCGUACUUGGUGAUUUGGGCCUAGACCUCAUCAACCCUCUUGCGAUACAAAUCCCGAGCUCAAAAUUUAACAAAGAAUUCGCUGAGCGUGGGCGUCAAUUAGUGACCUCAGUUGAUGAGCGAAAGGUAAUGCAGAUUAUACAUAUACGAGUAACUUUUGUGGUCGUUUCCAUUACGUAUAUCUGAUCUUUAUUUUUAAAUCCGUUAUCUCUAAGACUUCGAAUUUCGACAGUUUCAAACUUACACCAGCAUUAAAUUCCUGAAAAUUUCAUUUUUAAACUGUAGGUCGGCCCUUUAGUCUGGAGCGACAACCUCGCGCAAGGUGCGCAAUCCUGGGCGGACUAUCUGGCAGAAAACAAUCUGUUUCAACACGCAGCAAACAGCCCGGUGGGAGAGAACCUAUAUUUGUCCUCUCGCAAGCCUAUGGAACCCUGUACCUCUGCAACGAAAGCUUUCUACGAUGAGGUCAAAUAUUAUGAUUAUAACAACCCAGGAUUUUCUCAAAGGACAGGUCACUUCACUCAGGUAAUUGAACUUACAAAGUCGUGAAAAAAGUCUGCCAUAGAGAAAAUACUUGAAUUGGGUAAGUCAAACUGAACUAAUCAGCAUUCCAAUCAGAUGGACAUUCGCUAUAGCCAGUUGCUUCGUGAUUCAAAGUCAGUCAUCGCUCGUCUCAGUCAAAGAUAAUUUGUAGAAAAGAGAGCCUUGCACUUUUCCUGACGUUUUAUUGAUAAGAUAGAGUUACAAAUGUUUAUCUAGUUUUAAUUUUUUUCAAAUAUUUCUUACAGGUUGUGUGGAAAAACACAAAACAGAUAGGAGCAGCAUAUGCCACCAGAAAGGAUGGCAGAUUUGUUUUGGUGAUAAGAUAUUCUCCUCCAGGAAAUUAUCGUUUCCAGUUUAGCCAGAACGUUUUACCAAUCAAAGAAGAAACAAAAACCACUACCCCUACUCACACAGAAGCAAGUGCAACGUCGACAGCCCCUGCCCCUCCCGGUGGGGGAGUAUCGGGUCAGAUAUGUUGCUCUUUUGCAAACAAAGUUCUUUUGAUAAUUUCCGCGAUCAUAGUUGUCAAAAUUGGCUUCUGAUAGUAAAGUAGAAAAUGGGAAUCCUUUCAUUUACGAUGUCGAAUAAAUUUCAUGCGUUUUAGGUCGUUUAAGUCCUGUUUCGAAGUGAAAGUAUUACAUUUUGAAGAGGACAACCCAUAAAAAAAAUUGUGUUAAAAAGUAUAGCGUACCUCAAAAUGGAAACGGUCUAGAUAAGGAAAAAACCCAAAGAGCCAAGAA